UGAGCCGGCCGGCCGGAUCACAGGCUGCCGAACCACACAGCAUAUAGCUCUAGCAGCUAGCCAGCAGCAAAGUUUGUUCGCGUUCCUAGCUAGGCAGCCAAGUGAUGGAUCAGAACAAGGCGAUACGAUCUCACUUGUCGCCGUGCCGUGGGCUGGAGGCACGCCGGCGGUGGUACCGAGCGGCCGCGCGGCCGACGGUGCUGGUAGUCACCGCGAGCGUGGCGGCGGCGCUGCUAAUGGCCGCCGUCCUCUUCGGCGUCCGGCUGACGCCUUCGGGCGGCAACAGUACCUGGGUCUCGGCCGGGGUGCGCGACGUCCUGAAAGCCGUGUCCAACCAGAGCGGCCAGGGCACCGCCGGUCCGUUGGCGACGGUGCCGGAUCCCGGCGACCGGCUUCUGGGAGGACUCCUCGCGGCGGAAUUCGAUGAAAACUCCUGCGUCAGCCGCUACCGCGCCGCGCUCUACCGCCGGCCGUCGGUGCACGCCAUCUCCUCCCACCUUGUCUCCGCGCUCCGCCGCUACGAGUCGCGGCACCGCCGCUGCGGCCCCGGCACCCCUGCCUACGCGCGCGCCGUCGAGCGCCUGCGCGCGGCGCCGAACGCAUCGGCCGCUCCGUCGUCCUCGGCGGCCGGGUGCAGCUACCUCGUGUGGAACCCGAUCGAGGGCCUCGGCAACCGCAUCCUCACCAUCACCUCCGGCUUCCUCUACGCUCUCCUCACCGACCGCGUGCUCCUCCUCCACAGCAGCGGCGGGGCCCUCGACGACCUCUUCUGCGAGCCGUUCCCGGGCUCCACGUGGAUCCUGGAAGAAGAUGAAAAAUUCCCCAUCCUCGGCAUGGGGCACCUCACCGCAGGACACCACGAGAGCCUCCGCUCCGUGCUGAGGCGCGGCGAGGACCCCAGCGCGGCGCCAUGGCUGUACGUCCACCUGCGGCACGACUACAGCAAGGUCCACCAGGACCAGCAGUUCUUCUGCGACGACGUGCAGGCCCAGCUGCGGCGCGUGCCGUGGCUCGUGUUCCAGUCGGACAACUACUUCGUGCCGGGGCUGUUCCUGAUCCCAGGGCUCGAGCGGGAGCUCGUGCGCAUGUUCCCGCGCCGCGACCUCGUGUUCCACCACCUCGGCCGCUACCUCUUCCACCCGAGCAACACGGUGUGGGGCAUGGUGACGCGGUACCACGACGAGUACUUCGCCAAGGCGGACGAGCGCGUGGGCAUCCAGGUGCGCAAGUUCCGCUGGGCGCCCAUCUCGACCGACGAGCUCUACGGCCAGAUCCUCAACUGCUCGCAGCGCGAGGGCAUCCUGCCCGUCCACGGCGCCGCCGCCACCGGGGGCUUCAACGACGGCCAGCCGGCGAAACAGAAGGCCGUGCUCGUCGUGUCCCUGCACGACGAGUACUCCGAGAAGCUCAGGGACCUGUACCCCAAGAACGGCUCGGCGGGCAGGGAGGCGGUGAGCGUGUACCAGCCGACGCACCUGGGAGCGCAGCGAUCCGGCGAGCAGCAGCACAACCAGAAGGCGCUCGCGGAGAUGGUGCUGCUCAGCUUCUCGGACGCGGUGGUCACCACCGCCGUCUCGACGUUCGGAUACGUCGGCCAGGGGCUGGCGGGGCUGAGACCGUGGGUGCUCAUGACCCCCGUCGACGGGAAGGCGCCCGACACGCCGUGCCGGCACGCCGCUACCAUGGAGCCGUGCUUCCACGCGCCGCCGACCUAUGACUGUCGCGCGAGGGCCAACGGUGACGUCGGCAGGAUUGUGCGGCACAUCAGACACUGCGAGGACUUCCCGCAGGGUGUGCAGUUGGUGGAGUGACGAACUAUUAUAUUUAUGAUGUAACAAGCAAAUAUAUCCGUAUUAUCACAUGAUAACGUUGACGCGAUGAUUUUAUAAAAGUGUGGUAUAUUAUACACUAUAUUUAUCCAAUUGUAACUAGUUGUAUUAUACAUUACGAGUUUAAAUAAAUUUAUACUUUAUUCA
Panicum hallii is the source of this 1976-nucleotide messenger RNA. RefSeq names its product probable fucosyltransferase 7. The transcript has 2 exons. The record is from RefSeq and is a predicted model, not a curated record. The coding region runs from base 105 to 1811 and encodes 568 amino acids. Gene Ontology annotation, biological process: xyloglucan biosynthetic process; cell wall biogenesis. Gene Ontology annotation, cellular component: membrane; Golgi apparatus. Gene Ontology annotation, molecular function: galactoside 2-alpha-L-fucosyltransferase activity. NCBI's taxonomy places the organism in Eukaryota, Viridiplantae, Streptophyta, Magnoliopsida, Poales, Poaceae.